GUAUUAACUUAUAUACUGUUGGGUAGUUUAAUCUAGAGCAAUGCAUCAUAUUCCAUAAAAUCAUAUCACGUCACUGUCCUGUGAGAACCACGUAUCUCUAAAAAAGUCAACUUGUCAUGAGUUCAGAAAAACUUAAUUCAUAAAGCAACAAUUAAUCCUUCAGUUUAUCAGAAACAUCCAAAUUUAAAAUUACCAAAUUUAGAGAUAUGUGGACAGGAAGGCUAUGAAAAACUGUACUCUGAAAAGUAACUAAAGCUGUCAGACAAAUGUAGUGGAGUAAAAAGUACAAAAUUUGCCUCUGAGAUGUAUUGGAGUAGAAGUAUACAUUUGCAUAAAGUGGAAAUACUCAAGUAAAGUACAAGUACAUCGAAUUUGUACUAAGUACAGUACUUGAAGUUAAUGAACUUGGUCACAUUAAACCACUGCUUUCUGUCCCAGCUGACCCCCUCAGUGGUGUUUUCACAGUCCUCAGAGCUGCUGGCGGGAGCAUCAUGUUAUCUACUCAUAUUCUUGAGGGAUGCAUAUCUGCCAGGAAACUUUUGAUCGGUGUAGAAGUCCCCUUUCUCUCCAUUGUGGUGAUGACAUGCAAAGAUCAGAAUGGUAUUGCUGACAGUCCUCCUGCCUACACCAUGACACUGAAUCAGAGACUGAUUCCACUCCUGCUUUUGGGACUCACUGUCCUUUCAGGAAUGGCCACUUCUCUUUGCAUUUUAAGUGAGGAUAGAACUCGUUGUGUGUGCAAUGUUAUGGAUAUCCUCAACCCACAAAGUCUGACUUGUGUCCAGGCUUUGGAGCUGGAAUUUAGAGAUGGCAAACUGGAUGUAUCUGAGAUGGCUAUAACCUGUCCAGAAUGUGCUUUUCAGUUAAUCCAGAAAAAUAAACUCAUUUUCAGCAAUAUCACAAUCUCCUUUUCAUUACUCAGUGAAGUGAGCUUGUCAAAAUUGACUCUUGAAAGAGCUGUCCAAUUUUUACAACGUCCAGAGUUACAGGGAGCAUCUCCAAUUAAAGCCCUUCAACUGGAAGAUACAACAGUGGACCCCUCGCUCCUCCAACCCUCCUUCCAGGCGCUCCACCACUGGUUGUUUGGCUCUCUGAAAUCUCUCGGCCUUGUUCGUUCUGGCUUGGUUGAGAUUGACUGCAAGUGGGCUCAAAGAAUAGAAAACCUGACUCAUCUGGAUCUGUCAGAGAACCCCAUCUCUUACACUAGCCUGCAGAAUAUCUCACAUUGCUCCUCUCUUUCAUUCAAGUACCUGAAAUCUCUCCAUCUGAGACACAGCAACCUCACCUCCCUCCAGUCUCUCUGCACGCCCAUGAGUCUUAUCCCUGUCCUCACCCAACUUGAUGUCAGCAGGAACAGUUUCUCGAUCUUCCACUAUCCACACUGCCUCCAGGCAAAGCCGCUCAGGAUGCUCAAUCUUUCCCACUCAGGAAUCACAGAGGUAAACUCGCUACUAUCUACAUCUCUGGAAGAACUGGAUCUAAGUUAUAAUUCUCUAGAGGUAUUCAAUAACCCACCACAAACCCUGAAAAAGCUGUAUUUGUCUAAUAACUGCCUCAUACAUCUCCCUUCUCUGGAUAACCUGUCUCAACUGCAGGAGCUAAGGGUGGACAGUAACCAGCUUACCAUUUUGAUAAAUGAGACAGGUGUCAGUCUGAGCACACUGAAGCAGCUUGAUAUUCUCCACGCAGGGAGGAACCCUUAUCAGUGUGACUGUGCCCUGAAGGAGACCGUCAUCUUCCUGGACAACACAGACAGCGUGUCUGUGGAGGACUACCCUGAAGAGUUUCUGUGUGCCACACCAGUGGCCCAGCAGGGGGCUCAGAUAAUGAGCUUGUCUCUUGAAACAUGUGAGAAGCCAACCAGUGGUACACAACACCACGGCCCUCCUCUCUGUUUGACACUCUUUGUAGGUUUAUUGUCACACCUGAUUUAUUUUUGUUGAUGUUUGUAUAAAAUAGUGACCUCGUUUAGGUGCCACUUUCUAAUAAGGCACCCAUCAUCAGUUAAUAAAUGAUUUACUAAAACUUAUAUAUCAUUUAUAAGCCAUUAAUAAGAACAAUUUCUGGGUUGCCAGGUUGUGAAAAUCCCUUUGACUGAUUGGAUUGUACCUUACUUUAUUGUAAACUUACCUUCCCAGAGGGCUGCAGAGAAUCUAGACCAAAAUCAAUUUGUUGACAGCCUAUUAAGCAUUUAUUAAUGGAUUACCAACAUCGGUAACCAAAUAGAAAGGAUAAAUACCAGGCAAAGGGAUUUUCACAACCUCGCAACCCAAAAUUUGCUCUUAUUAAUGGUUUAUAACUCAUCCAUUAAGCAUUAUAAAUGCUUAAACCUUUAAUUCCCAUUAAUUACUGGUUAAUCACCAUUGAUAAAAUCACGAGUUACAACUUAUAACUCCAAUUUAAUGGGUGCCGUAUUAGAUGUUGGUUCCAUUGUGGGUAAUAAAAUGGACAAAAGAUGAUAUAUCAGUUUCUAAAAACAUUGUCACAAUUAGUUUUUAUUUCACCAUUGUUUAAUAUUGCAAUAUCUUUGUAUAUCUACAUGGUUUAAACUGAAUGUUAAUAAUGUUACAUCAGUCUGAUCUCUUUCUGUUACACAUUCCAAAAGGACAUAAUAAAGUUGAUGUU
Molecule: messenger RNA, 2625 nt
Organism: Siniperca chuatsi (mandarin fish)
Lineage: Eukaryota; Metazoa; Chordata; Actinopteri; Centrarchiformes; Sinipercidae
Product: toll-like receptor 2
Exons: 2
Coding region: 492-1943 (483 amino acids)
Biological process (GO): lipopolysaccharide-mediated signaling pathway; toll-like receptor 4 signaling pathway; positive regulation of type I interferon production
Cellular component (GO): membrane raft; external side of plasma membrane; lipopolysaccharide receptor complex
Molecular function (GO): lipopolysaccharide binding; protein binding
Source: RefSeq, a predicted model, not a curated record